Messenger RNA from Seminavis robusta, 714 nucleotides. The record is from the annotation of a GenBank genome assembly. NCBI's taxonomy places the organism in Eukaryota, Bacillariophyta, Bacillariophyceae, Naviculales, Naviculaceae.
AUGGGAAGCAAGAAGAAAUCCAAAGGAAAACAGCGGAAGAAUCUGAAGGCUAAGAGCCAUGAAAGCCAUGGCGGUCUUGGAUGCUUCGAAGGUGAAGAGGAGGGCCUGAAACGGCUUUUGGAAGACAUUCACGAAACAAAGGAGAUCGAUUGCCAUAUGGUUGCCAAGUGCCUUCCCAAGACACUUCGUAACAUGAGAGAGAAGAAAAUAGAAGUACACUCGUUAUCGAUUCAGCUGGUUUGCGAGUACAAGAAUGCGUACAUUCUUCCAAAUAUCACUAGUAGUGAACUCGAGGACAAGACCAACGAUCAUCUGUGCCAGAGUCUUGCCGAAAAGGCGUUCGAGUUUGUGCCAGGCUACAGAGAGCUGUUGAGCAAAGAUGACAUUCAACAGUUUUCGAAAUACCUUCUCUUUCUCUUGUCAAAUGAAGCAGUCUGCGAGCACCUUGCAAAGGCCGGCGGGAACCCUUAUUUCGAUGGGAGCGAUUCCGACAACAAGGCCGAUGACGACCUGGCAUUCUUGACCAAUCCUAUCCGCACUGUUCUCUCUUCUAGAGCAAUCGAUUGGCCGAAUUUCGAAAUGGACAAGCUCAAGACUGCAGUCGACGCAACUUGCAGGUCGUGGGCGCCUCGAAUGGACAGCAAGCUUUGCAACGGAGAAACGGCGCCUUUCUCCGCCAAUGUCCAAUCUAUGAGCGGGGAAUGCCAGAACUGA